This is a messenger RNA of Naegleria gruberi, 2607 nucleotides long. RefSeq lists its product as uncharacterized. NCBI's taxonomy places the organism in Eukaryota, Heterolobosea, Eutetramitea, Acrasida, Naegleriidae. Gene Ontology annotation, molecular function: protein binding. The transcript is spliced from 5 exons. The coding region runs from base 1 to 2607 and encodes 868 amino acids. The record is from RefSeq and is a predicted model, not a curated record. Gene Ontology annotation, cellular component: extracellular exosome; motile cilium. Gene Ontology annotation, biological process: cilium assembly; cilium movement.
AUGGCUCAACGUACUAUCAGUUUGGGGGUUAAAUUUGUUGAGGGACAACAUUGGCCAAAACCAAAGAAUGCUAAAACUCCUUCAAAGUAUCAUUUUUCGAUCUGCUUGUUGAAUGGAGACAUUGAAAAAACUAGAGUAAUAACCGAUGCAGAAAUGGGAGCUAUCAAUAUUGAGAAGUCAUUUGCUAACAUUCCAGUGGAAGAUCUUUUGAAUUUAGUAAUUAAUAACUCAACAGUGGAUGUUCUCCAUAUAAAGAUGAUCAAGGGAGAAGAUGACAAAAAUGCUGUAGAAUUUGGAUUUUUGGAUUUCAAUAUUUCAGGAUUAUUUACUAAAAACGAGGUGGAAGUAGUUGGAAAUGUCACAAUUACUGAGGAAGGAGCAACACAGGAAGAAAUUCCAACUGUAAAGCUACAGUUGAGUGGAAAUUUGCUUAGUAUCAAACUGGGUCCAAUAGUAAAUUUACCAAGAAGUUGGCUUCCUAAAGAUGCUCAAAAUAUUGCAGAUAUUCCAUUAGAUUUUACUGUAAUGUGUAAUUUACCUAUUGGAUCAGGCCAAAGAACCUACUUUUUCAGAAAUGGUAGAAUGGUAAUGAGACCAUCAACGGAUGAUCCAGAACGGAAUGAGGCAGUAGUUCAAUGGCCAAAGGAUAAGAAAACUUUCUUUAUAGAUUCAGAAGCAAUGAAGGCUUUCGAGAAGUCAUGCGUAAAUUGUGAAUGCUUGAAUUUCAAGCUGUAUAGAGGAAUAGUAAAGGAAAUGAUGAUGGAUGGAUGGGUUGACCAAAAUGAAAAACGAUAUAGAGCUGUUUUUGGAAAAACUCUGAGAGAAUUAUUAGAACCAGGUACUAAAUCAUCCAAACAAGAUAUACAGUUGGGACACGCCUCUGCAGAUGAAGAAUUCCCUGCUGAUCCAAGGCCAAAGAGUGCAAAUAAGAAAAAGAAAAAGUCAAAGGAUCCAACUCCAGCUCAAUUAUUACCUGAUGCUGAUCAUGAUUCAAAACCUUAUGUUGAAAAUGGAUCGGCAAUAUCUAUCGAAAUUUCAUUUGAGAAACCUCUUAUUCCAAAACCUGAGGACAGAACAAGAACCAACAUGAGACCUUCUGAUAUUAUAACAAAGAGACAAAAAGUAGAGAAGAAAAAGGACAUUGUGGAAAAAUACCAAGAAGAAAUAUCAGGUGUUGUGGACAUUCUAGUUGAAGAAUAUAGAGCUCUAAUUGAAAGAGAGUCUAACUUUGAUAAGGAACAUUUUAUCUUUGAACUUAACCAUACAGGAAAAUACUUUGCUUUCAAGGAGAGACUGAAGGCUUGUGUUGUUAAUCUUGUAAAAGAAAAGUUUAGUCAUGAACUCAAGUCAAAGAAGGAACACGAGGUCAAGGCGUUCUACAAUGAUAUCUAUGUUUACUUGGUAAAACAAAUGCACGUUGCUAUCAACAAGAUAUUCAACAAGGCAAAGGAACAAGAUCGUAAAGAAUCACCAAUACAAGAAGAAAACAAGCAAGCAGACAAGUGGAAGAGACUUGCUGAUGAGGCUGAAUUCGAGUUUAAUUAUAUUGCAGCUGCUAAAUAUCACCAAGAGAGAAUAACUGGUACAGAUGAAGAGCUUACAGCAGAAAUGUGGUAUGAAUACGGAAUUUUCAGUUUGAGAGUAAAGGAUUUGACUAAGGCUGAACAAUCAUUCAGAGAAACUCUUUCUCGAAACAUGGCUCACUUAGAGUGUUUGAGAAUGUAUGGUGUUUUACUGUGUAUCAAAGGUCAAUUGAAGGAGGCAGAAGUAUUCCUUCAGUCGUCAGUUGACUUGGAUAACAAUAACUUUAUUUCAUGGGGAGUUCUUGGAAUGCUCUUCUCCUUAACAGGAAAUGAGAAACAGGCAUCUCAAUCAUUUUUAUAUGGUGAUUUAGCAAUGGAAAAGUCUGGUGUAGACAAAACUCUUCCACUCAAAUUAAGAGUUGCUAACUUUUUAUUGGAAGUUAAUGCUGAUUCUCUUGCUGAAAAGUUACUUAUUGAUUGUACACAACACUUUGGAGAGUCUGCUGAUACAUUAUAUGCUUUUGCCAAGAUGUAUUCUAUUAGAGAGGAUUAUGAUUUGGCAAAUGAACAAUUACAAAAGAGUCUGAAGAUUGUUUACAAAUCCGGAAGAACAUGGGAGUUGUUGGGUAUGAUUCAUCUAAAGCUUGGUAAUGUAACUGAGGCUGAGAAGGAUCUUGAGUCAGCUCUUAGUGUCUCUACGGCCCCAACAGCUCACAUGUUAUUGAGACUUGCCAAUAUUUAUUUAUCAUUGGAGAAGUAUGAAAAAUCAAAAGACACUUAUUUGAAUGCAGCAAACUUGUGGUCUUCUUGUACAGCAUGGUUAGGAGCAGGUAUUUCCUAUUAUCGUUUGGGUGACUAUAAUUUAGCAGAGCAAGCUCUUAAUGAGGCCAACAUUCAAAAUAACAGAAAUGCUGAUGUUUGGGGAUAUCUUUCAUUGAUUGCUCUUCAAAACAGAAGAGAAAAAGAAGGAGAGAAAUGUUUAAGAGAGGCACUCAAACAUGGUUUAAAGGCUUCUAAUCCAAGUCUUAUUAAUGAGAUUUCUGCCUCCAUUUCUCAAUUCAAAACACUUAAAAUAAAUAUUUAA